Molecule: messenger RNA, 1041 nt
Organism: Huiozyma naganishii CBS 8797
Lineage: Eukaryota; Fungi; Ascomycota; Saccharomycetes; Saccharomycetales; Saccharomycetaceae
Gene: RNR4
Product: ribonucleotide-diphosphate reductase subunit RNR4
Exons: 1
Coding region: 1-1041 (346 amino acids)
Biological process (GO): deoxyribonucleotide biosynthetic process
Molecular function (GO): oxidoreductase activity
Source: RefSeq, a predicted model, not a curated record
AUGUCCCACGCCAAGUUUCUAUCCCAGUUCAGCGCUUCCCGUGAAGCCACUCAUGAAACCGAGAAGGAUGAAAUCCUUUUGAUCGAGAACAAAAGGAGAUUCGUCAUGUUCCCUAUAAAGUACCACGAGAUCUGGGCUGCUUACAAGAAGGCGGAGGCCUCUUUCUGGACCGCAGAGGAGAUCGAAUUGAGUAAAGAUGUGGAGGAUAUCGCUGACAAGAAGGUCACUGCUGAGCAAUUGGCCUUCUUGAAAAAAUUCAUGGCUUUGCUGACCCUCGGUGAAGAUAUCGUCAACCGUCAUUUGAUUGAGAGAUUCUCAGCUGAAUUGCAGAACCCUGAGGGGAAGUCCUUCUACGGGUUCCAAAUCAUGAUGGAAAACAUCUACGAUGAAGUGUAUUCCAUGGUCAUCGACGCGUACUUCAACGGCCCAGAAAAUAUCAAAUGCUACGAGGAGAUAAAGAACUGUUCUCACUUCGCACAAAAGACCGACUUCAUUAACAGAUGGAUUAAGGACCCUGAAUCUUUGUACGGUGAAAGACUGGUCGCGUUUGCCGCCAAGGAAGGUAUCUUCUUGUCUGGUGCGCACGCGGCAGUCUUUGCUCUAGGUGAAAAGGGUUUGUUGGCUGGGUUGAACAAGGCCAACACUAACAUCUACAGAGACAAGGGCUCCUACACCGAUUUCUCCUGUUUGUUGUUCGCUCACUUGAAGAAGAAGCCAGAACCAAAAGUGAUCGAAAAGAUCAUCACCGAGGCCGUCGACAUCGAAAAGGAUGUCCUGGUCAACGGUAUGAACGUCAAGGAGGCUGGUGUCGACGAGGCGCAAACAAUUCAGUACGUUGAGUACUUGGCUGACUCUUUGCUUCUUUCCUUCGGUAACGAGAAAGUUUACAACGUUUCCAACCCAUUCGAGUUCAUGGCAGACACCACCUCCAUCGGCAAGAGCAGAUUCUUCGAAAAGCAAGUCUCGGACUUCAUCAAGGCCAAGCAGCCACCCCAAGCAGUCGCUGCCAGUGAAGCUUUCAACUUCAACGAGAGUUUCUAA